AUGUCGUCAGACUUCUACACCAGAGAUGAUCUGGUGGAGAGGGGGCCCAUCCCCCUGGACAUCGACAACGUCCACAUCCUGCUGCAGGUGGAACAAGAACAGAUCCAGAAGAAGACCUUCACCAACUGGGUCAACGCUCAGCUGGCAAAGCGGAGGCCUCCAUGCAUGGUCCUCGAUCUCUUCAAUGAUUUCCGUGACGGCUCCAAACUGUUGGACCUGCUGGAGGUGAUGUGCGGCCAUCGCCUGAGCCGGGAGAGAGGCAGGGGGAUGUUUCAGCACAGGAGCAACAUCGAGAAAGCUCUUUCCUUUCUGAAGCAGAAAUCGAUCAAACUCGUCAACAUUCACAUUCCUGACAUUAUGGAUGGUAAACCGUCCAUCAUCCUGGGUCUCAUCUGGACAAUUAUCCUACAGUAUCAUAUCGAGGAGUUGGCCAGCAGCCUCAAUUUCAGCUCCCGUCAGUCCUCCAUGGAGUCUUUGAACACCUUGGACUCGCGCUCCUCCCUGUCCAGCCGCUCCACCAGCAGCAGUCCGGUUCCUCCACGAGGGUCACCGCUCCACCAAAAGUUCAGAGUUUCUGCAAAGAAGGCUCUGCUGCUCUGGGUCCGGGAACAAUGCCACAAAGCUGGCUGCACAUUAAACGUUAAAGACUUCAAAGCCAGCUGGAGGAGCGGGGUGAUCUUCCUGGCGAUCCUUUACGCUCUGAGGCCGGACCUGGUGGAUCUGUCCAAAGCCAGAACCAGAAGCAACAGGCAGAACCUGGAGGAGGCUUUUCACAUCGCUGAGAGGGAGCUGAGGAUCCCCAGACUGCUCGACCCAGAUGGUGAGUAG
Messenger RNA from Notolabrus celidotus (New Zealand spotty), 828 nucleotides. RefSeq names its product nesprin-2-like. Gene Ontology annotation, molecular function: actin filament binding. Bases 1 to 828 code for a protein of 275 amino acids. Lineage: Eukaryota; Metazoa; Chordata; Actinopteri; Labriformes; Labridae. Gene Ontology annotation, cellular component: meiotic nuclear membrane microtubule tethering complex; nuclear outer membrane; cytoplasm. The record is from RefSeq and is a predicted model, not a curated record. Gene Ontology annotation, biological process: nuclear migration. The transcript is spliced from 7 exons.